AUGUCCGUCGCCUCCGCCCACCACCUGCGGCCGUCGCUGGCGGGCCCGGCCCGGCGCCCGGGCUGCGCCGCGGCGCCGCGCGUGUCGCUCUGGCCAGCCGGUGCCUCGCCCCCGUAUCGCGGCCGCUGCACCGUCGUGGCGGCGGCGGCGCCUGCCGCGGGCGCCGGCGGCGGCGAGGCAGCCUCGGCCCCCGCCGCCGUGUCGGCGGUCGCCCCCGCGGCCGCCGCCAGGGACAAGGUGCGGCGCCACACGAUUUCGGUGUUCGUCGGGGACGAGAGCGGCAUGAUCAACCGGAUCGCCGGGGUCUUCGCCAGGAGAGGCUACAACAUCGAGUCGCUCGCCGUGGGGCUCAACAAGGACAAGGCCCUCUUCACCAUUGUCGUCUCCGGAACCGACAGGGUGCUCAACCAAGUCAUUGAGCAGCUCAAUAAGCUUGUCAACGUCCUUGCUGUCGAAGAUUUAUCUAAAGAACCUCAGGUUGAAAGAGAGCUGAUGCUUAUAAAACUAAGCGUUGAACCUGAUCAGCGCCCUGAGGUCAUGGUUUUAGUUGAUAUUUUCAGAGCAAAAGUUGUUGAUAUAUCUGAGAAAACACUUACCAUAGAGGUAGCUGGAGAUCCUGGCAAAAUUGCUGCAGUGCAGAGGAAUCUAAGGAAAUUCGGAAUCAAAGAAAUUUGCAGGACAGGAAAAAUUGCUUUGAGACGUGAAAAAAUUGGUGCAACAGCCCGUUUCUGGCAAUUUUCUGCUGCUUCUUACCCAGACCUUAUAGAGGCAUUGCCGAAAAAUCCAAUUACAUCUGUAAAUAGGACAGUGAAUGGCAGUUUUGAUCAACCAUCCAAUGCUGGGGGUGAUGUCUAUCCUGUGGAAUCUUACGAGAGCUUAUCCGCAAACCAUGUGCUUGAUGCUCAUUGGGGUGUUCUGGAUGAUGAUGAUGAUGCAACUGGACUUCGCUCGCAUACCCUCUCCAUCCUUGUGAAUGACUGUCCUGGUGUCCUCAACAUUGUAACAGGAGUCUUUGCUCGCAGGGGCUACAAUAUACAGAGCCUUGCUGUUGGCCCAGCUGAGAAGGAAGGCAUUUCACGUAUUACAACAGUUGUUCCUGGUACUGUUGAAUCCAUUGAGAAGUUAGUUCAGCAGCUUUACAAGCUUGUUGAUGUGCAUGAAGUUCAUGACAUUACCCCCUCACCUUUUGCUGAAAGGGAACUGAUGCUUAUUAAGGUUUCUGUAAACACUGCUGCUCGGAGGGAAAUCCUAGAUAUUGCCGAAAUCUUCCGAGCAAAACCUGUUGAUGUUUCUGACCAUACAGUAACGCUUCAGCUUACUGGAGAUUUUGACAAGAUGGUUGCACUACAAAGGUUAUUGGAGCCAUAUGGCAUCUGCGAGGUCGCCAGAACUGGACGAGUGGCACUGGUCCGUGAAUCGAAGGUCGACUCCAAGUGUUUGUUAAGUGGUCAGCUGCUGUUGCUUGAUGUUUGGGAUUCAUUUGGGUCGUUUUUAAGUUGUAGUCGACCAUGUGUGUUAUGCAUUUUUGACGGGGUUCUCAUCAGCGCCGCCAACAACAAGCAGCAUGGCGCUGGUAUGAAUGAAAUUAGAGUCAAAACUGACGCUAACAAUGGUGCUAUCUUCCUGUACUACAACGGAAGCGGUGUCCCUGUCAACAUCCACAAAGAGGAUAUCUACAGACCGGAGGCGGUAUUCAGCAGCUACCGCACCAACAACAAGUACAAGGACGUUGUGGUAGCCAAUAUCUUGUCCACUCUAUGCAUUGUCCAGACAUAUGACGGGUACAAAAAGUACAAACAGUGCUUAUACAUAAUAAAAAGACAGCUAACCAACCAGUUAGAUGACGAUGAUGCCCUUAAUCUGAAGUACUUAACUAGUUUUGUACUGAUAUUCUUUGAAAACAUGGUCAAGAGAAAGAAGGCUGAAAUUUCCGAUUGGAAGGAUAGAAAUAAGUGGACCAGUAUUACUUUCAAGCCUGAUCUUGCAAAGUUCGGUAUGUCUAAAUUAGAUGAUGAUAUUGUUGGCCUCAUGAGGAAGAGAGUAGUUGAUUUUGCGGGCUUGCUUAGCAACACUGUGACUGUCAAAUUGGAUGGAGAAAAGCUGCAUGUAAAUAGCUUCUUAAAAUAUGUAGAUUUGAUACAUGAGAUUGUAAAUGACAGGUGGGAGGUAUGCGUGUGUCUAAGAGAAGGGCAACAGUUUGAACAGAUCAGCUUUGUCAACCAGUUUGCAACAACAAGGGGUGGAACUCAUGUUGAUUAUGUGGCUGACAAAAUUGCCACCCAUGUGGCAGAUACAAUGAGUCAAAGUAGCAAAGAUGCUUCGUUCAAAGCACAAACUGUGAAAAGCCAUUUAUGGAUUUUCAUUAAUUCUUCCAUUGAUAACCCGACCUUCGAUUCAUAG
Molecule: messenger RNA, 2400 nt
Organism: Miscanthus lutarioriparius
Lineage: Eukaryota; Viridiplantae; Streptophyta; Magnoliopsida; Poales; Poaceae
Source: the annotation of a GenBank genome assembly